CUUUAUAGUACACCUUUCUUCCCUCCUGCAGAAGAUGCUUAUAAAAUCAGGAUCCGUAUUGAUGAUGAGCCUGCCAAUCUGGACAUUUUGGAUACAGCUGGACAGGCAGAGUUUACAGCCAUGCGGGACCAGUAUAUGAGGGCAGGAGAAGGGUUUAUUAUCUGUUACUCUAUCACGGAUCGUCGAAGUUUCCAUGAAGUUCGUGAGUUUAAACAGCUUAUUUAUCGAGUUCGACGUACUGAUGAUACACCUGUGGUUCUUGUGGGAAACAAGUCGGACCUCAAACAGCUAAGACAGGUCACCAAGGAAGAAGGCUUGGCAUUGGCCCGAGAAUUCAGCUGUCCCUUUUUUGAGACCUCUGCUGCAUACCGUUACUACAUUGAUGAUGUUUUCCAUGCCCUUGUACGGGAGAUACGUAGGAAAGAAAAGGAAGCAGUACUGGCCAUGGAGAAAAAAUCUAAGCCCAAAAACAGUGUAUGGAAGAGGCUAAAAUCACCAUUCCGGAAGAAGAAAGAUUCAGUAACUUGAAGAGAAGAUGUGAAGUGUUUAUCUGUGAACUGCAGUGCUGUUUCAAAGCAGUCCAGUAACCUGCAGUAAUGAGCAUGGUGCUUGCUCUUUCUCCUGUUAGGACCCUUGUUUUAAAAAUAACUGAUAAGAGGGACACGCCUACUAGGAGUUUUUAAUGAUGUGGUAUUUAAAGUAUUGUCUGUUAAGUAUGAUUUAUUAACCCAGUGGAGCACUGUCUGCUUUUAAAUUGUCACAUUAGAAUUUGCUCUACCAAUGUUUUAGGUUCUGUUGCGCUGAUAUUAAUUAAUGUAAUUUGUUUAUACCCAGGAGAAUAUGUUCAUAUACCAUGUAUGAUUGACUAAGUUCACAAGGGAAGUUUUUUGCCCUGCACUCCAUAUUAUCCUUCAAUUUCAGUUUCCUGGGACUAUCCCAGAGAAAGACCUCAGUCUCUUCCGUUCACACUAUGCUUCCUAGAGACUGAAAAAAAAUAAUGUAGGGAAAUCAGGGCUAAUGAGAUCAGUGCCAAAUUUCAGCAGAUACUGUGGGGCUGCCUCCUGUUGUAGACUGGAGGGUGAGAUGUGGGAAAGUUGGGCUGUCUGUUUGCAGGAACUUAAAAAGGUAGGCUCAGAACAGUAUUCUCAGUACAAGCUUGGCUUUUCUAAGAAGUGCACAUUUUACCCAAAUGCACUGGGAUGAGUGAGAACAGUCAGAAGCAUAUAAAAUGUGAUGAAGGUUUCUCCUAGGAAGUUAAUUUACUCCUCAUUUCAGGGUUUUCUUUUUUUACCUGCAAAGAUAGACAUUUUGAGAAUCAUAACUGUAUUACUAAACAUGUUCAAUCACAAUUUGCAGUUGGGUCAGCCCUUACCUUGUACAGGUUAAUUUUUUCCCCACAGGUACACACCCAACGUGUGUAUAUUAAUUGCCUCCUCCUACUUUGUGUUCUGUAGAAGAGCUACAGUGAAAAGAUGUUUUUUUCCGGCCCUUCAUCGCUGGUUGUGUUUUCCAUACAGAAGAGACACCAGGGGUUUGGGUAAAAUUUUACCCAAAAAAGAUUUUGUUAGAGCACCGAGUCUAGUGAUUGAUGUGGACAAUCACUAGACUCAGUGCUCUAACAAAAUCUCCUAUUUCUGUUUAAUGGGUCACUCUUAAAGCUUUAAAAUUCACAUAGGUGGCGUCUCAUCUGAAGAUUUCUUUACAAGGACUUUGCUAAGUUCACCUCAGGGUUAUCUGAGCCUUGACCAAGUUUAUCCUAAGGGAAUACCACUUUGCUUCCUGUGCAUAGUUGAGAAACUGUAGUCCUAGGAAGAAACAGCUUUAAAUAUUGGUAGUGAAUUCUCUGUUUUAAGAUCAGGACUGUUUUGAUAUCUGACCUUGUUAUAUGUGGAGAAUGCAAAAGUGCUAAGAGUAAUGUAUCACAUGUUGAAUAUUAAAUGUCACUGAAGCAAUGUUCGUGUCAACUAGAAACUAAGAAGAUGACUUUGUGUAGCACCUCUUGAUAAGCACGCAGCUCAUCUUAAUAUUUUCCAUUUUUAUUAGAGGAAGUAGGAGAGAGUUGUGUUUUUCUUUACAAACUGAUGAUAAAUGUUCUAGAUUUAAAGAAAAGUGACUGUUGGAACCCUUUUGGCUCUGAGUAGUGGUCCCUUUUGAAGCUCCUGGAAACAUUUUUGUUACCAAAUAAAUCAUGCUUUAUGGUACUCAAGCCAUCCAAAAAUGAAA
Molecule: messenger RNA, 2223 nt
Organism: Sapajus apella (tufted capuchin)
Lineage: Eukaryota; Metazoa; Chordata; Mammalia; Primates; Cebidae
Product: GTP-binding protein Rit1
Exons: 3
Biological process (GO): Ras protein signal transduction
Cellular component (GO): plasma membrane
Molecular function (GO): GTP binding; GDP binding; calmodulin binding
Source: RefSeq, a predicted model, not a curated record